Trichomonas vaginalis G3 is the source of this 1179-nucleotide messenger RNA. RefSeq lists its product as uncharacterized. Bases 1 to 1179 code for a protein of 392 amino acids. The transcript has a single exon. The record is from RefSeq and is a predicted model, not a curated record. Lineage: Eukaryota; Parabasalia; Trichomonadida; Trichomonadidae.
AUGAAAUCUCUUCAAUCGAUUCCAAACCAAGUUAAAAUCUAUCUUGCAGGGGCAAUUGUUCUUUUGGUUGCCAUUAUACUUAUUCUUACACGAAAAACAGAAAUUUUCGAGGCAACACUUGAUGGAAAACUUCCAUUUGUGUUAAGUUCUCAAAUGAAUGCAACAUUUUACAAUUACAUUACAACAUUACCAGUUUCUUACGUCGCACUUAUCACUGGACGCCAAGAAAGCGGUAAAUCACGUGCUUUGAAUUAUUUCAGCGAUACUCAAACGCAGCUUGGAAGAUUAGUCCUCAAUAUCGACCUCAAGUCAGUUAAUACAUAUGAAGAUUUGUUGUCUGUAUUCAGAAUUUCAGCAAUUGAACAAUUUAAUAUCAUAAAACAAAUAAUCAGUUCAAGUAACCUCAAGAAAAUUGUUGAUUUUAACUAUGAUGCCAAUUUAAACCUACCAGAAGCCACUCCACUCCCAGACAAACUCAAAAAUCUUUAUUUCUCUUUAUAUUCCCAACUUAACCACCUUCUUGAUCAUAAAUUCUCUCAGAGAAGUGUAUUCGAGUUCGGCAGAUUAUUAUCUCUUAACUACCACGCAUUAGCUCCAAUUGUUAUCAUCCAAAACUACGAUAGAAUUUACAACAUUACAGCACCGAAUGAUCCUGAGUUUGGUAUCAAACUUGCUGAUGCAAUCGAGUCAUAUCUUUCCGCAAGAAGUCACUUGAAUCACAAAAUCCCUGUUUUCUUUGAAAUAAAGAACAGCCUUCUCAAAAUACAGCACCGCUGGGGUAACGCUUUCCGUUUCAUUGAAAUGCAGGACAUAGAAAAUGCAGAACGCGAAUAUACUUCUCAUUAUAAGAUUUUCUCACCACAAGAGAUAAAGAAGAUCAUAGGAGCGUUUGGAACGCAUCCUGGAAGCUUAUCUUCUAUGUUUGAAGCCCGCAAACUCGGAAUCAACCUUGAUGUUGCAAUUUCUAACGAACAAACAAGACUUAAGAACAUUGUUAACGUAGAAUCACGUGAUAAUACAACAGUUAAGGCAUUCUGUAGUGCUCCUUACCAAUUCCAUCCAACAACUGAGAAACAUAUCAGUGAUUUCUAUGAUUUAAUCGAGCAGGGCCUCUUAUACUUAGAUAAUGAGUUAAUUUUACAACCAUCUAAUAAGGCUGUUUUUACAGCAAUGUGUUAA